Chironomus riparius is the source of this 1888-nucleotide messenger RNA. NCBI's taxonomy places the organism in Eukaryota, Metazoa, Arthropoda, Insecta, Diptera, Chironomidae. The record is from the annotation of a GenBank genome assembly.
CAAUACCUUGGUUUGAGCACACACAAAGCUAACCGGGGAGAAUUAAAGAAAGGAAAGAAAAAACAAGAAUUGAAGAAACAAGUUAUUACAGAUUUUUGCGUCGACGUGUGAACAUCGUUUUGUAGCCGAGUGUCAAAAAAUAAUUAUUUAAAAAUUUCAAGGCAUAAAAUAGAACAUUUAAAAAAAUAAGAUCUUUUUAUAAAGUUUUGAAAUAUUCUGAAAAUAAAAACUUUUCAUCAAAUGGAAUAAGAAAAAACUAAUGUUACGAAAAAUAAAUAAAUAAAAACCUUAAAUUAAAAAAAAAAAUAAAUAAAUAAGAGACAAUUUAAGUGACAAAAAAAAUUAAAAAUAUUAAGUUCAGUGAAAAAUAUUAAAAAUGGCAAGUUUAGCACAUCCUCAUCAAGUCUAUGGUUUUGGAAUACCAAACGGAUUAGAAAUUCCAUCCGUUGGUGAUUUCGCAUCACAUAAUAAUCAUAGUCCGAACGAUUCACACCUUAAACGAAAUGGACUAUCAUUUUCCUCAUCAAUUGGACAUCAGCAACAUGCAAUGAUGAAUAAUGGAAUGGGACAGGCACAAGGACAAUUAGGAGGUCCUGGUCAAGAUGGACAUAUUAAAAGACCAAUGAAUGCCUUUAUGGUUUGGUCAAGAAUGCAACGUCGCCAAAUUGCAAAAGAUAAUCCAAAGCUUCAUAAUUCUGAGAUCUCAAAAAGAUUAGGCGCAGAAUGGAAACUCUUAACAGAAAUGCAGAAACGUCCCUUUAUUGAUGAAGCGAAACGUCUGAGAGCACUUCAUAUGAAAGAGCAUCCAGAUUAUAAAUAUCGUCCACGAAGAAAACCAAAGAAUCCAUUGGCUCAGCAAUCACAGAAUCUUUCACUUUCAAUGCAGCAACAAGCCAAACAAUCAGCUCUUCAAAAUUCUUACAAUCCGUUCCACCCACAAUUACCCCCAUAUUUUGCAGCUGCAUCACAUCCCUUAGAUCAGCACUAUUCCGUUCCAUACUUCAGUGGUUUUGAUCCCCUUGCAUUAUCAAAAUUAUCAGCCCAAACAAAUAAUAAUCACCAAACAACGAAUGCCAAUACAAUGAUGAACCAAUCACACCAUCAAUCAAUGGAAUCAACAAAAAUUGCGACAUCAACACCACAAUCGUUAGUUGGAUCGUUUUAUUCAGGUCUUUAUAAUAAUAUAACAUCACCUGCAGCUGCACUCUAUUCACAAAUGCAUUCAAAUGCCGUCGCUGGAAUGUAUACACCAUCAUCAACGUCAUCAACAUCCCCUGGUUCAAGUCCAAGUACAGGAUCACAAUCGGCUUUACCUGAGCUCGAUUCAUCAUCACUUCGACGACCUGUUCCUGUUCUAUAUUAAUUAACGAUGCGUAGACGAUAUUUGAAUUUUAAUUCAGGGUGAUUAUUGUAAAAAAUAAAAAAGAAAAUCUAAUAGUUUCUCUUAUGUUUUUCGUAAAUUUUCGAAAUAAGAAAAUUAUUUAGAUUAAGUAAGUGUUAUUGACUCUAAAUAAUUGUACUAUAUAGUAAACAUUAAUGAUAGAUACACCUCAAAUGAUAGUUUCAAAAAAUAAGAAAAUGUUUGAUUGAUUAAAUUUGCCACGAUGGAAUAUAGUUUAACAGUUUUCUACUUAACAUUUUCUUUGGAGAUCAUUUAAUUUACAUCCAUCAUAUUCACAAAAACAAACGCUAAAUUAAAAGUUCUUCCCAUAUUCUAUACAGAAAUUCAUGAAUACAGUUUAAUUAAGAAACUUAUUUUCUCACAUCAUUGUGUAAAUAAAGGUGAUAAAUAGAUUAAUUUAGUUGAAUGCUAAUAAAUAGAUUUAUAUAAGCAAAUAAUUUUUAUGAAUAUCGAAUUAUUAUAUUUUUUUCAAUUUUAAAUAGCUGC